AUGCCUAAAGCGAGCCCUUGCUGGGCCUGCAUCCCCUCAGCCCGCAGGCCGCUGUGGGGCCUGGGCCCCGGCAGCCUCACACACUCGCCCCAGGCCUCCAACACGGCCUCGACGGGGAGCUUGGGCUUCACGGCCCCUUCUCCAUCACCCUGCGGUCCUCCCCUCGCCUUGGCCAAGAGCCAUCCUGCACAGAUCGCCCUGCCGUGGGGGAAGCCGCCAAGCCGCUGUUUCUGCUGCCCUUGCCUGAAGUUAGGGCUCGUUUGUGCUGCAGGAAAAGUUAUUUCUGGCGGCUUCCACGUGAUCCCCUCAGUGUCCAACAUCGUACCUGAGAGCUGUCUGCUCAUAGUGGUGGGCCUUUUGGUUGGGGGGCUCAUCAAAGGAGUGGGUGAAAAGCCCCCCAUCCUCAAGUCGGACAUCUUCUUCCUCUUCCUCCUCCCACCCAUCAUCUUGGAUGCCGGCUAUUUCCUUCCCUUGCGCCAAUUCACUGAGAACCUGGGCACCAUCCUCAUCUUCGCCGUGGUGGGGACGCUCUGGAAUGCUUUCUUCUUGGGUGGCCUCAUGUACGCCGUGUGCCAGCUCGGUGGCCCUGGCUUGAACCACAUUGGCCUCCUGGCCAACCUGCUCUUCGGCAGCAUCAUCUCGGCUGUGGACCCGGUGGCUGUGCUGGCUGUCUUUGAGGAAAUCCACAUCAAUGAGCUGCUCCACAUCCUGGUGUUUGGGGAGUCCCUGCUGAAUGAUGCCGUCACAGUCGUCCUCUACCACCUCUUCGAGGAGUUUGCCAACUUCGAGCAGGUGACCAUUAUCGAUAUCAUCCUCGGCUUCCUCAGCUUCUUCGUGGUAUCGCUGGGCGGCGUCUUUGUGGGCGUCAUUUAUGGGGUGAUCGCUGCCUUCACGUCCCGCUUCACCUCCCAUAUCCGAGUCAUCGAGCCCCUCUUCGUCUUCCUCUACAGCUACAUGGCAUACCUCUCUGCUGAGCUCUUCCACCUCUCCGGCAUCAUGGCGCUCAUCGCCUCCGGUGUGGUCAUGCGGCCCUAUGUGGAAGCCAACAUCUCCCACAAGUCCCACACCACCAUCAAGUAUUUCCUCAAGAUGUGGAGCAGCGUGAGCGAGACCCUCAUCUUCAUCUUCCUGGGUGUCUCCACCGUGGCUGGCCACCACUACUGGAACUGGACCUUCGUCAUCAGCACGCUGCUCUUCUGCCUCAUCGCGAGAGUUUUAGGCGUCCUGGUCCUCACCUGGUUCAUCAAUAAGUUCCGAAUUGUGAAGCUGACACCAAAGGACCAGUUCAUCAUUGCCUACGGGGGCCUUCGGGGAGCCAUCGCCUUCUCCCUCUGCUACCUCCUGGACUAUAAGCAUUUCGGCAUGAGGGACAUGUUCCUCACAGCCAUCAUCACGGUCAUCUUCUUCACAGUUUUCGUGCAGGGCAUGACCAUCCGGCCCUUGGUGGACCUGCUGGCCGUGAAGAAGAAGCAAGAGACAAAGCGCUCCAUCAACGAAGAAAUCCACACGCAGUUCUUGGAUCAUCUUCUGACGGGGAUCGAGGAUAUCUGUGGUCACUACGGGCACCACCACUGGAAGGACAAGCUGAAUCGCUUCAACAAGAAGUACGUGAAGAAGUGCCUGAUUGCAGGGGAGCGAUCCAAGGAGCCCCAGCUCAUCGCUUUCUAUCACAAGAUGGAGAUGAAGCAAGCAAUCGAGCUGGUGGAGAGUGGGGGCAUAGGCAAGAUCCCCUCUGCUGUCUCCACCGUCUCCAUCCAGAACAUCAACCCCAAGACCCUCCCUGUGGAGCGCAUCCUUCCGGCCCUGUCCAAGGACAAGGAGGAGGAGAUCCGGAAAAUCCUUCGCAACAACCUGCAGAAAACCCGGCAGAGGUUGCGAUCCUACAACCGGCACACGCUUGUGGCUGACCCCUACGAGGAAGCUUGGAAUCAGAUGCUCCUGCGGAGGCAGAAGGCCCGGCAGCUGGAACAGAAGAUGAACAACUACCUGACGGUGCCGGCUCACAAACUCGAUUCUCCCACCAUGUCCCGGGCUCGCAUAGGCUCAGACCCGCUGGCCUACGAACCCAAAGCAGACUCAGAGAACCUGCCCAUCAUCACCAUCGACCCAGCCUCCCCGCAGUCCCCGGAGUCCGUGGACCUGAUGAACGAGGAGCCCAAGGGCUGCGGCGGCCUUCCGCCCUCACCCGAGGAGGAUGAGGAGGGGCUGGUGAUGCGGGUGAAGGAGCCUUCCUCCCCGGGUACUGAUGAUGUCUUCACCCCGGGGACCGGCGACAGCCCCAGCAACCAGCGGAUGCUGCGAUGCCUGAGCGACCCGGGGCCGCGGCCGGAGCCGGAGGAGGGGGAGCCCUUCAUCCCCAAGGGGCAGUAGCAGCUGGUGCCCGAAGCCUCACACACCUCUAUACGGUUUCUCUUUCUCUUAAUUUGUUUGUUCUUUGCUCUCCUGUUUGGUUUCCUCUGUCACUACACACUGGGUUUGGGAAGGGGAGACCGUCCUGGAUGGACUGGGAUUACCAGGACAGCUCUGCCCACCAAGCCCUGGGCUGGCCCCAAGCAGCGGGGAAGGACCCCCCGGGAUGCACCGGGCCCCUCAGUCGCCGUGGCCUGGGGGUGACGGACCAUUUACCACCCGGGACUGGGAUUUGCAGGUUCCUCACAACCCCGGCGGGGCUUUCCCAGAGGCUGCCCACCCACUCAGGACCUGCGAGCGGCUCCUCGGGGCGGCUGCAGCCGGCACAGGGUGGGCUCUGGCCGGGGAGCUGGGGGUGUCCGUGGAGGCUGCCCCGCAGCCCAGCUUCGUCUCUCCCCGGCUUGUGUUUUACCUUCCCCCUCGCCUUGCUCCGGAUGGGAAGAUGGGAGCCAGGCUCUGCGCCAGGGCUGGCGCACCCACCACCUCACCGGCACCCUCCCAGGGUCCUCGGGCUCGGCCGCUGCUCCCUGCCUUGGCCGCUUCCCCCACGGGGCCAGCAGCCGCCGGGACCCUCUCCUCCGGCCCUGCAUUUCAUGCCA
This is a messenger RNA of Athene cunicularia (burrowing owl), 3008 nucleotides long. It is a transcript of the gene SLC9A1, whose product is annotated as solute carrier family 9 member A1. Bases 1 to 2370 code for a protein of 789 amino acids. The record is from RefSeq and is a predicted model, not a curated record. Gene Ontology annotation, cellular component: membrane. The transcript is spliced from 13 exons. NCBI's taxonomy places the organism in Eukaryota, Metazoa, Chordata, Aves, Strigiformes, Strigidae. Gene Ontology annotation, biological process: regulation of pH; sodium ion transport; proton transmembrane transport. Gene Ontology annotation, molecular function: sodium:proton antiporter activity.